Suricata suricatta (meerkat) is the source of this 1683-nucleotide messenger RNA. It is a transcript of the gene MSL1, whose product is annotated as MSL complex subunit 1. The record is from RefSeq and is a predicted model, not a curated record. The transcript is spliced from 9 exons. The annotation marks the transcript as partial. Gene Ontology annotation, cellular component: MSL complex. NCBI's taxonomy places the organism in Eukaryota, Metazoa, Chordata, Mammalia, Carnivora, Herpestidae.
GUGCCCUUGCCCUGUCCGCCCCCGGCCACCAAACAAGCCGGCAUUGGGGGGGAGCCAGCAGCCGCGGGAGCCGGCUGCAGUCCCCGACCCAAGUAUCAGGCGGUGCUGCCCAUUCAGACGGGCUCUCUCGUGGCGGCGGCCAAAGAGCCUACGCCCUGGGCUGGGGACAAGGGUGGGGCGGCUCCCCCAGCUGCCACCGCCUCGGACCCGGCGGGACCCCCACCACUACCUCUGCCGGGGCCGCCACCCCUCGCGCCCACCGCCGCCGCCGGGACCCUGGCGGCUAGCGAGGGCAGAUGGAAGAGUAUGAGGAAGAGCCCUCUCGGGGGUGGCGGCGGCUCGGGAGCCUCCAGUCAGGCCGCCUGCCUCAAGCAGAUCCUUCUGCUGCAAUUGGACCUCAUCGAACAGCAGCAGCAGCAGCUGCAGGCCAAGGAAAAGGAGAUCGAGGAGCUGAAGUCCGAGAGAGACACGCUCCUUGCUCGGAUUGAACGUAUGGAAAGGCGGAUGCAGCUGGUAAAGAAGGAUAACGAGAAAGAAAGGCACAAGCUGUUUCAGGGCUAUGAAACUGAAGAGAGAGAGGAAACGGAGCUAUCCGAGAAAAUUAAACUGGAGUGCCAGCCGGAGCUUUCUGAGACAUCCCAGACUCUGCCUCCCAAGCCUUUCUCUUGUGGGCGGAGUGGAAAGGGACAUAAAAGGAAAUCCCCAUUUGGAAGUACAGAAAGAAAGAUUCCUGUUAAAAAGCUGGCUCCUGAAUUUUCAAAAGUCAAAACAAAAACUCCUAAGCACUCUCCCAUUAAAGAGGAACCUUGUGGUUCCUUAUCUGAAACUGUUUGUAAACGGGAAUUGAGGAGCCAAGAAACUCCAGAAAAGCCCCGGUCUUCAGUGGACACCCCGCCAAGACUCUCCACUCCCCAGAAGGGACCCAGCACCCAUCCCAAGGAGAAAGCCUUCUCAAGUGAGAUAGAAGAUUUGCCGUACCUUUCCACCACAGAAAUGUAUUUGUGUCGUUGGCACCAGCCUCCCCCAUCACCGUUACCAUUACGGGAAUCCUCUCCAAAGAAGGAGGAGACUGUAGCAAGGUGUCUGAUGCCAUCAAGUGUUGCAGGAGAAACUUCAGUCUUGGCUGUUCCUUCUUGGAGGGACCACUCAGUAGAGCCUCUAAGGGACCCAAAUCCUUCAGACCUUUUGGAGAACCUGGAUGACAGUGUGUUUUCGAAGCGGCAUGCAAAACUGGAGCUGGAUGAGAAGAGAAGGAAAAGAUGGGAUAUUCAGAGGAUCAGGGAACAAAGAAUCUUACAACGACUGCAGCUCAGAAUGUAUAAAAAGAAAGGAAUUCAGGAAUCUGAGCCUGAGGUUACCUCAUUUUUCCCUGAGCCAGAUGAUGUUGAAAGUUUGAUGAUUACCCCCUUCUUGCCUGUUGUAGCAUUUGGACGACCAUUACCCAAAUUAACUCCGCAAAAUUUUGAGCUGCCCUGGUUGGAUGAGCGUAGCCGAUGCAGGUUGGAGAUCCAGAAGAAGCAAACACCUCACCGGACGUGUAGGAAAUAGCUGGGUUGGCAAGAACCUUCUGUCUUCAGAUAGUUGUAGCAUGCCAUUCCCAGAGAAUGGCAGAGACCUGUAUAUGUGACCUAUGUCCUCAUGUAUGUUAUCAUUCGCUAAUAAUGCCCUUCCAUACUCCCUUGA